AGGCCGCCCCGCGCCGCCCCACGUGACAGGUAUUGACCAAUGAGCGGCCGCGCCUCGUGCCCGCCGCCAAGAUCAUACAGCCACUCGCCCCGGGAACUGUUGGGGGACGAGCUCUUUUUUCCGGACUUGGCUGGUUUCAUAAGCUGUUGUGUGACAGUUUCUAGCAAGUAAAUGUAUGCUAUACCAUGUCACAUCCACAGUAUUCCAAAAUGUAGCCGCGAAGAGGCUGAUCAAGUGGCCGAAAAGGGAGUGAAGGACUCGCCAUUUUAGGAAGCCGCAGUCGGUGGGCUGUUUGUUGUUGUUUUUCUGUGUCCGGUUUAUGCUGCAGUGGAGGCGCUUUUAAGUCAUUUGAAGCUCCCGCAAGGUAGUGGGAAAUAUAAAGAAGGACAAGAUGACUCAAAAUCAGCAAAAUAUCACCACAUUGCUGAUCCCCGACCCAAAUGGAGGACAGCCUCAAAUGAUUAAGUUGAUGGGUAACAAAAGUGGGCAUCUCCCUGUCCAGCUGGCUGGAGGGAGUGCCAGUGGCUCAGGAACCAAUGUCAAAGCUACAUUUGUUAAAACUUCCAAUGAUCAGGGCCAAACUGUCCUGCAGACGAGCAAGUUGCCCAGUGGCCAAAUCAUUGCCAUUCCCACCAAGCAAGGCCAGCUUGGUACCCAGAACAUGCGGGGGAAUCAAGUUGUGUUACCAGUUAGCAGUGCACAUCUGAAAUCUCCAUUGAGAACACUUGACCAACAACAACACUCAGUUGUUGCCAGCCGCUCAUCAUUGACAAGCUCUCCGGUUGUCAUUCGUACACAGACGGGUUCCCUAACUUCUAAUCAAGUAACUUUGCAGACCCAGCAAGUGGGACAGCCUCAAGUUCAUCAACAGACACAGCAUCAACAGUCUCAGCAGACACAACAGCAGAACACUUCCCAAAUUAUAAACAGCACACCUCCGAAGAGUCUCAUGACAACACCCAUCCUAGAUCACAGUGGUGCUCGGAAACGACAUGACUUUGACUUUGACUAUGGAGUUGAAAACAAACGAAGGAAGAGUGAGAAAGGAGGUAAAGGCUUGCGUCACUUCUCCAUGAAAGUCUGUGAAAAAGUUAAAGCCAAAGGUACAACUUCAUACAAUGAAGUUGCCGAUGAGCUGGUGUCUGAGUUUACAGACCCCUCACGAUGUGCUUCACCUUCUGAUGGUGCUAAUUAUGACCAAAAGAACAUCCGACGGCGAGUUUAUGAUGCACUGAAUGUUUUAAUGGCCAUGAACAUUAUCAGUAAAGAAAAGAAGGAAAUCAGAUGGUUAGGGCUACCAACAAACUCUGCACAAGAAUGUCGGAAACUGGAACAAGAAAGAUUUAAAAGAGUGGAAAGAAUAAAACUCAAAACACAGCAGCUUCAAGAUCUAAUAAUACAGCAAAUUGCAUUCAAAAAUCUUGUUGAAAGAAAUCGCACUGAGGAGCGAAUACAAGGAGCACCGUCACCAAAUUCAGCCAUCCAGUUACCAUUUAUCAUCGUUAAUACAAAUAAGAAAACUGUUAUUGAAUGUUCCAUUUCUAAUGACAAAACUGAAUAUCUUUUCGACUUCGAAGAUAGAUUUGAAAUCCAUGAUGACAUUGAAGUUUUGAAACGAAUGGGCAUGGCCUUAGGUCUUGACAAAGCUCAGUGCUCACAAGUGGAUUUGGAAAGAGCGAAGUCAUUAGUACCAAAAGCUUUGGAAAGCUACGUAAUAGAUUUAGCGGAAGGUAAUCAUGAACCAAAGCUCAAUCUACGUGAAGAUUUUAAUAUGAUUACAUCAGAAAGCUUUGGAGAAGAGGACCUAGAAGUGGGCACCAUGACACGAACAAGUAACACCAAUACCAGUAGCACUCUGGGAGUAAUAUCCCGCCACUCCUCACUUAUUUCCUUGCAGAAUGAACAUCGAGGAGACUCAGCCUCUCCAUCUUCCUUUGGUGAUGAGGAAGAUGAAGAUAUGCUUGAUGACUCUGAUGUAGAUAUUAGUUAGUGGUACAACCUGCGAAGGAGAAGUGAAUACUUGUUGGCAAACCACAUGGUGAGGGGUAUAAUGUGAUGUGUGAUAUUGCCGUGUUAUGAGGGAGGAGUAUUCAAUAAUCUUAUGAAGUGUAUGAGUGAUUGAAAAUUUUGAGUAGCAUGUAUUUUAUGGCUUGAAUGAAGUUUAACAAUGCAUUGUGGUUGGAAGAAAAAUUAUCUGAAGUUUUUGUAUCAGAUUGGAAAACCAGUGGAAAGUGGUUGAAGGUAGAAAGGUCUUCUUUUAAUUAGUUAAGCAUUUUAAACCUGAAGUGCUACCAGUGUGGAGUACAAUGAAGGAGCUGGCCCUUGAAUGUUGAUACUGAAAAGCUAGAAGUGCUUUAUUUUCCUGGAAGCAAACACAGUGGGAGAAAUUAGAGUUGGGUGUAUGCUAAGUGGGAUUUGUAAUAUGUGAGGGAGGGCCAUUUCAGCCUUGGGAUUCAGUACAAAGUGAAGUACAAUCUGUACUACUGCAUCUCUAGUGGCAUAGGCAUUUCUUUGACUGGACUGUUUAUAUGCAAUCUCUUCAUUUAAAAUGUCACUUCUUUUAUAUUCAGAAUUAUUUAUGAUUUAUCUCACAGAUGUAUCUACUAUGGGAGGCUGGCAAGACCAGAAUAUAUGAAAUAAAUCUAAUGAUUGAUUAUUACAUGAAAAUUAUUCUAUAUGUAGAUUAUAUUCAUUAGUUUUGCCCAUUCUCCCAAAGUAGACAGUCUUGAAUCACAAAUGAGAAGACAUUUUUUCCAGUGAUAAGGUAAAUGUCCUUGCCUGCCAGCUUAUUGGUGGAUUACAUUUUAUGCCAUUUAGGGAUAUAUAACUGUUUACAUCAUCAACACUAACAUUUUGCAUCCUACAAAGUGAGUUUAUUUUUUAUGAAAAUAUAUGUGUAACAAACUUGUAAUCUAUAAUGUGAAAGUGUGUAAAUAUGGCUGCUCAUACAGCUGUAAUCAAUGCUAAACUCUUCAUAUAUGCAUGUAAGUGGCAAGGGUAGAUGGUCCUUAAUUAUCAGUAUGCUGUAGUGUGUAAUAUUAACUUCUGAUGCUGGAUACGCUUAAUUCCAGUGUAUGAGGGCCUUACUACCCUAGUCACAGGCACCCUCCACCCCACCACUUUUUUUGUGAUUUCAUCAAACCACAUAAUGGUCUCAAUACAAUCAUUACAAAACAAAAUUGUUAAUAGUACAAAUUGUUUAGCUAGAGGUGGUGAUACUCCUCUCAUUCCCAGAUAAGUUUAGAGGGAAAUGAUGCCUGCCUACCAUUAUAGAGUGAGUGUGAAAGGAGUUGAAUUUUAGUUAUUUGAUGCCCAAAUAACAUUGUUACAUUAUAUUGACUCAUAUUAACUGUCCAUGAUUUGACAAAUUUUGAUGAAAAGGAAGGGGCAUUUAAUGUUAAUAGGUAAAGUUGCUGUGCUAGUUAGUGAUAUGAAAUAACUCCUCAUUCUAUGCAUACCCCCAUGUUAAUUUUAUAUUAGGAGUAAUUUUUCCCAAAUCUAUUUAAUAGAGGUAUCUCAAAAUGUAAUUUGAAAUUCAUAAAAUGGAGAAUUUAAUCAUAUACUUGAAAUUUUAGCAAGAUUGAUUAUCUAUUUUUUAUAUCAGCUUUUACCAGUAAAUGUAGAUUCAUUUAAACCAAAGUUGUGAAUGGAAAAAUUUGGUGUCAAAGUGUGAAAGCAUGUUUAAGAAUUACAUUUCAUUAUAAAAUACAGAACUGCAAACAAAUUCAUGGAAGUUUCUCAUUCUCCAUUGAUGGGUAAGUUUGAACAAUCAAAAGUUGCCCAUUGCGGACUAGUAUUGAUAUGGAUAUGGAGUUUUAUCUAUUGUUAUUUACUUGUAGAAACCAUUUUACAAGGCCAAGAAUAUGGUGUGGAAAUUCUGAGUGCUAUGUAGAGAUUAGUUUCUGCACUGAGGGGUCCCUGUUCUUUUUGUCUUCACACAGACUUUAAGGAUCACAUUGUAAAGUGUUGGAAUAGAUUUUUUGAGUAACU
Messenger RNA from Eriocheir sinensis (Chinese mitten crab), 3990 nucleotides. RefSeq names its product transcription factor Dp-1-like (gene Dp). Bases 392 to 1990 code for a protein of 532 amino acids. The transcript has 11 exons. The record is from RefSeq and is a predicted model, not a curated record. Gene Ontology annotation, biological process: regulation of cell cycle; regulation of transcription by RNA polymerase II. Gene Ontology annotation, molecular function: DNA-binding transcription factor activity, RNA polymerase II-specific; RNA polymerase II transcription regulatory region sequence-specific DNA binding. NCBI's taxonomy places the organism in Eukaryota, Metazoa, Arthropoda, Malacostraca, Decapoda, Varunidae. Gene Ontology annotation, cellular component: transcription regulator complex; nucleus.